CGUUUUGCUUCAGGACCCCCCCCUCGGAUGCUCUGAGCCACCCUCCUCAACCCGGAUCUAAAACCUGGGACAGAGCUAUCAGGCCAGCCUCUCUCUCCACCCCACCCCCUCUUUCUGGCGUCCAUCCCCUCCCCAACCCCACCUCUGCUGCUGCCUCUGGCUGUGGACCUACACCUCUUCCCCAUCCCCAGCAGGCCUGGGGAGCAGGGUGAGCCUGGAUGAGAGCUCCCCCAACCUGGGGCUCUCCCAGGCCAUGGCCCAAGUGCUCCCAGGGAGGAGCCCCGGACCCUGAGCAUCUGCUAGAGGCUUGGCAGAGGCCCCGUGGGGACCGUGUCUUCUGAGGACAAAAGGCGGCGGCCAGCAGGCAGACAGGGAGGGGGAAGGGGGGGACCGGCAGCCAGGCGGGCAGACGGGUAGCAGGGACCAGUGCUGGCCCCCCUCCCAGUUUGGCGGUGGCAUGAAGAUGGGGGUGGGAGUGUAUAGUUGGGGAAGCACCUGCCGGGACCCUCACCUGCCAGCUAGCUGGGCACCCCAAGGCUAUGUGCUGCCCACCUGGUGUUCCCCAACACCCACAGCCCUGCCCAGUGCACCCCUCCGGUGCUUGCUUCCUCUGAUGUCUGCGAUUUAGACCAGCCCGGCUGUAUCCACGGCAACAGAAGCAGGAGUGUCACUGGCGGCCAGAUCACUUGAGGGUCCCACAAUGUGGCCUGGGCUGUGAUUUAUCCUAGGUGAGACAGCGUGAGCCCCUUCCCUGGAUUCCAAGACAGCCCUGCUGAGAGAGACCAGGCAGAGACCCAAGUUUUAUGUUCGGAAUAGCUACAAGAUCUCUUCUUCCAAGAGGAAGUCACCAUCAACAGGAAACUUCUUGCAUAAUUUAAAAAGUUUGAAGAACACAACUUUGGGCUUUGCAAAGGGAGAGAAGAACCACACCAACAUCCCUAUUCCACAGACCCACCAUUGGAGGAAACAGGUGCAGCCCAGCAGGACAACUGAUGGAGUCCCCCGGUGCCCAUCGAGUACCGGACUGGCUAACCCCAUAGGGUUGGGAGCAGCCUCUGCCCCUCAGUAUGGCCAACACCACUGGAGAGCCCGAGGAGGUGAGCGGCGCACUGUCUCCACCAUCAGCAUCGGCUUACGUGAAGCUGGUGCUGCUGGGACUGAUCAUGUGCGUGAGCCUGGCGGGCAACGCCAUCUUGUCCCUGCUGGUGCUCAAGGAGCGUGCUCUGCACAAGGCUCCUUACUACUUUUUGCUGGACCUGUGCCUGGCCGACGGCAUACGCUCUGCCGUCUGCUUCCCCUUUGUGCUAGCUUCUGUGCGCCACGGCUCCUCAUGGACCUUCAGUGCACUCAGCUGCAAGAUUGUGGCCUUUAUGGCCGUGCUCUUUUGCUUCCACGCGGCCUUCAUGCUGUUCUGCAUCAGCGUCACCCGCUACAUGGCCAUUGCCCACCACCGCUUCUACGCCAAGCGCAUGACACUCUGGACAUGUGCAGCUGUCAUCUGCAUGGCCUGGACCCUGUCUGUGGCCAUGGCCUUCCCACCUGUCUUCGACGUGGGCACCUACAAGUUUAUCCGUGAGGAGGACCAGUGCAUCUUUGAGCAUCGCUACUUCAAGGCCAAUGACACGCUGGGCUUCAUGCUUAUGUUGGCUGUGCUCAUGGCAGCCACACAUGCUGUCUAUGGCAAGCUGCUCCUAUUUGAGUAUCGUCACCGCAAGAUGAAGCCCGUUCAGAUGGUGCCAGCCAUCAGCCAGAACUGGACAUUCCAUGGCCCUGGUGCCACCGGCCAGGCUGCUGCCAACUGGAUCGCUGGCUUUGGCCGUGGGCCCAUGCCACCAACCCUGCUGGGUAUCCGGCAGAAUGGGCACGCAGCCAGCCGGCGGCUGCUGGGCAUGGACGAGGUCAAGGGUGAAAAGCAGCUGGGCCGUAUGUUCUACGCGAUCACACUGCUCUUUCUGCUCCUCUGGUCACCCUACAUUGUGGCCUGCUACUGGCGAGUGUUUGUGAAAGCCUGCGCCGUGCCCCACCGUUACCUGGCCACUGCUGUUUGGAUGAGCUUCGCCCAGGCUGCCGUCAACCCCAUCGUCUGCUUCCUGCUCAACAAGGACCUCAAGAAGUGCCUGAGGACUCACGCCCCCUGCUGGGGCACAGGAGGUGCCCCGGCUCCUAGAGAACCCUACUGUGUCAUGUGAAGCAGGCUGGUAGGCAGACAGGCAGGCAGAAGGUCAUGGCCACAGCGAUGCGGCCAACAGAAGGGGAGAGAUGGGACCCCAUACAGGAGCCUUUCUUUCUGAGCUCCAGCCCCAGCCCCUUGAACCACUCGGAAUGUAGGCACCUUUGCCAAUACCUCCCCAGGGUUGGGGACUGGGUGGGGACUGGGAAAGAGGCAUUUCUAGUCCUGUGAGGCCUGUCUCCACUGCCUCCUUCUCCACUUAUACAAUCUCUCUCCUUCUCUCUCUCUCUCUCUCACUCUCUCUCUUUUUUUUCUCUCUCUCUCUCUCUCAAUUCAGAAAAAAAAAAACAACAACUGAAAAUGCAGAUUUUUCUACUAAAAGCUGAGGAGACAGGCUUUCUUGCUUUAAUGUCUCUCCUCUGACAUUGUCCAGAAGGGGGAAAUUUGUCCUGUAAAAUAGAUUUCCAGAGCUCUUACUGUCCCCUCUGCUCCCACACACCCUCCCCCUUUCAAGUCCUUUAGCAAGGCCUGGAUGUUUAGGGAGAAAUUGCUCUGCUGACAAGAAGGACUGAAGGGGGUGCUGGGUCCCCAGGGAGCAAGGAAUGUUUAAUUGCUAUGUUGUGUGCAAUGUUGUUUUAGGCUAACCCUGAUCCCAAGCCCGGUCUCCUCUCCCUCCCCACCAUGUCCAGACCUCCCAAGUGUUUCUUGAGCAUCUGUUUGAGAAGCCAGGAGGGAAGGGAGAUGGGCCUCUGGGAUGGGCUCAAGUUAGGUGAAGAGCAAGAUGUGAGCUACACACCUUGCUCUGAAGAGACCCCAGCUUGGCUGCAUCCUCUCGAAUCCAGCUGCCUCCUGGAUCCCUAUCUCCCACCUCUCCUUCCUGAGGAUGGAAAUCCACUUCAACCCCACUGGAGUUGAUGUGGGUGCCAUGCAGAUAGGAGCAGCACCCUCCCUCCAUCAGCCCAGGGAAGCGUAGGGAGAAAGUUCAACUCCCCAGAGUGGCUGGAUCUCAAAGCCUGGGGUCAGAGAAGAAUUCAAUCCAGAAUUGUCUCCCGAGUUCAUGCUGCUCUCCUAAAGAUGAAAAUUCUUUGAGGGACUUGGUAAAUUAUGGUGGUAUAAGCUCCAAGGCACUAUAGACUUGAGUCCAUUCCUCUCUGACCUCUUUUUGCCCCCGUCAAGCCUCAGGGGCCUCAAGCUCCUCUGUGGUAGCCCUUGGUAGCCCCCAACUUCUUUACCCUGAACAGCCCUCCCCCUUUCCUUCCUCCACCAUAACUUCCACCCCCAAGUGGAGCAGACUGCAGCCAGAUUCCCCGGUGGGAGAUCCCAAGCUUCCUUCCCAGGGCAUAGUCCACUCCGGGCUCACAUCAAGACUGGUUCUUUUGGACAGUUGAGCCAAGUUGGCAUUUCUUUGCCUGGUCUUGCCCAGGUUCUCUGUCCCCCUCUCAUUUCCUGAGGGAGGGGGAGAUCUGUAUUUACCCCCUUUCCCUUCCCCAUAGAAGCCCUUGUCCCAAGCUCCCUCCCUACCCCAAGACAGCCCCAGAACUGGGCAAGCCUUGACCCAAGGGCAAUGGGGAAGGCACUCUAGGCAUUAAUGAGCCUGGCUGUGGAGUGGUCCUGGAAAGGCAGGCCAGAGUGGCUGAGAGGCUUGGGUUGCCGGGGGUACCUAUUCUCUCAGUGAUGGUGAUGGGGGUGCCUUUCCCAGGGGGUGGGAUGGGGGGACCACAGGGGUGGGGGUAGAUAGGGAACAUGCAGGAGGGUUUUCCUCCAUUUCUUUUUUCUAACUGCCUGGAUUCACCAUUGGAUUUUGUAAAUGGAAAACUGAAAUGAACAAUGCUAUAUUGGAUGUUUUCUCUUUCUGACUGUGUGUGUGUGUCCUGUCUGUGUGACCACAUACGGGGAGGUAUGGUCAAGUGAGACAGUGUGUGUCUGUGUGACUUUGUUGGGGAUGGGCAGCCCUGCCUGGUGCACACAUGUGAGCAAAUGCCUGUAUGUGGAGACAUAUAUGGCACAGGGGCGUGCGCGCGCGCGCACACACACACACACACGUGCGCACCUGAGAGGAGACAAAAUAGAGUAUGUGCCUGCAGCAGGAAGUAGAGUGAUCGGAGAGAUGGAACUUGAAAACUGUACUUGAAAAUGGUACGUAUAUACGUAGCAAGAGGAUAGACUCCCAUCUCAUAAGAUCUCCCUCCCUUGGUCCAGGCUCUGAGCAAGCAGGAUACUUGAGAACCCCAUCUCUCCCCACGUACCACUUCUAACUCCUGUAUCAGUCUCCUCUCUAAAACCCAGAUAAUGUGUUCCUGAAACUGGACCACCAUGGAGAAUAGGGACGGGAAUUGGGGAUCAAACUUGGGGGGAACUGUUGGGGUUAGGAAAUGCCCCCCCCACAUGCAAAGUAAUGGCUUCUGGAGGGACUGCCCCGUCUGGGAUUGGAGCCCUUCCAAAGGAUCCAAUGUGUACAGCUGGGGUUUGGGGUAAGCUUUGACUAAAUUCAAAGGGAGGGAGGUCACAGGGAAAAAAAAAAAACAAAAAAAACCAAGCCUAUAA
Sus scrofa (pig) is the source of this 4714-nucleotide messenger RNA. NCBI's taxonomy places the organism in Eukaryota, Metazoa, Chordata, Mammalia, Artiodactyla, Suidae. The record is from RefSeq and is a predicted model, not a curated record.